Molecule: messenger RNA, 564 nt
Organism: Necator americanus (New World hookworm)
Lineage: Eukaryota; Metazoa; Nematoda; Chromadorea; Rhabditida; Ancylostomatidae
Exons: 6
Coding region: 1-564 (187 amino acids)
Source: RefSeq, a predicted model, not a curated record
AUGACGCGACGGGGGUGUUGCCCUCGGUCGGCUUGUCGCAUUAGCACGCUAGCAGCCUGGCACCGGAAUCGUCGUACUACCUCCUCACUUAGCUAUCCUGUAGCCCUGGCCCAAGGACUACUAGCCGGACACCUUUGUGGCAUGGUUAGACCUGCCGAGAUGAAGUCUCGAAGAUACCCCGUAGCUGCCCCACGGCCAGGGCCACCGCUGCGCCUCUUUGAGGCCUACCUCGCAGACUUCUACUUUCUUAUCAUCAAGAUCACCCCUGUAUAUGGUGUAGCAUUCGAUGCUGAUGACGAUACGUCCGUGGGAGGUUAUCCGCAGCAAUCAGCAAUCGCCAUUGAUGAAGCCCGUCACACAUUACUCGUGUUUGAUUCCGGCAGCCCUCUUCAGACAAGAUUGCAUAGCUUAGUUACAAUCGACACAGACGAGAGCGCUGCUGCAGAAUAUGCGCUUAUGUCUAGCCGAAUAAAGUUCAAAAUUCAAACUCUGGUACUGCACUGCAACACUCCGGGAUCUUCUCUUCUCAUCUCUUUGCCUUCUGAUGCCUACGCCCCAACCUAA